UUCCCAACCUAUACUGGAACCUGGGGUUGUUCCUGCCCAGAUGCAGGAUUUCAGUUACUGCAAAAAUGCAGCUACUACAGCACAGAGCUCAGCAGGGUUUAUCCACCCAGGUAUUCAUCCCACUUUUCUGGAUGAGAUUUUCAGCCCUGUUGAGCUCGCUCUUGCCAUGCCCAGGAAGUUUUGCCAGCCAAUUUGAAGAUAGGCCAGGAACAACUAUAAUACCUGUAGCCAAAGUACUGGCUGCACUACUCCUACCUUUUAUUCUUGAUGGGAUACAACUGAGAAAAACAGUGAAGAAAUUAAAAUUAGGUCUUUCAAAAAAUAUUCAUAGUUAGCUCAGGAAAUUGAAAUCUUCCAAGUAGACUGUGCCUAUCAAAAUGAAUUCCGAUUUCAGUUUUAAAAACUUGGGUGAAUUUAAAUGAAGAAUGAUGAGAUCCUUUUAUUCAAAUGUAAGUAUCCAAAUAGUUUAUUUAACUUUAAGGCUACUUUUUUCAUUCAGCUUCUAGACUUCUUAUAUCAGGCAAUGAAGCAGUCUUGUGUUCUUGUGAAAGCAGUUUUCAGACGCUUGUCAGAAAGACACUGGCACAGCUGCAUCCUACAGAUGUGCCCCAAGCUAGUUCUGAGUGCAGGCAGUGACAGUGUAAUGUGACAUUUGGCCAGUGAAAUAGAGAUUUCCAGCAAGGAGCCUUUGGCAACAAGCAUUAAGAAGCUUGAAAAUGAGGUGAGGUGGAGUCAAACUGUGCGUUACCAUCUGUUUAAGCACUGAUCUACUUGCAUUUGAUAAGAGACUAAUUCUUUUUCUUUUGAACAGCAUUUUUUUCUAGUAGGGUGUCUCCCAAAACUCGCUCUAAGAUAUCAAAAAUUUAUGUUAUUAGGCAAUAUACUCAUUUCUGCCAAUCUUAUUCCAAAAGACGAUUAGUAAUAAGAUCUCUCCGAUUUCAGUAGUGCUGCUUCUCAAGUUAGACACCCGGCCAGCUAACACGGUCAGGCUGUAGCCUGCUGUAAGUAAAGAGCCGCAUACCAAAGGCGGUCGUCAUCUUUGAAAUAUUUAAGGUAGAAAAGACUGAAAGGUGCAGAUUGCACCUCAGUUUAGCAAAUAUCCAUGUGACACUCCUGUUAUUUUCACAGGGCAAGUGACAGAAACAUCUUUUUUAAAAGUAAUUAGCUAUCAGCCAGUGGUGUUGAGUUAUUUUGCUUUACUGUGCGAUUUCAAACAGAUACAGUUUAUUCUCCUCUGCCUCCAAAAAUAUACCAUAGCAUGAGACAUCUUCCACAUCCCAAGGGUUUCUCUCUCUGUCCUUUAUCAGGGAGAAUUAGGGUGGCCACAGUAAAGCUGUGAGAAUGAACUGUCUCAAUGUUGUCUGAUAGUGCAUUUCUUAUACAUCUACCAAGACUUUUUAAGACAAGUAUCUGCAGAAUUUGCACCACUGGUUUCACGCAGGAGUGUUGUGAGAUCAAACAUCUUGAGGCAUUACUUAAACAAAAAAAAAAAAGAGGAAAAACAACCUUGCCCACAUUCUCUGAGAGCACAACUGCAUCAGAGAAAAAAACACCAAACAACAUUCUUAGUGUUCAGUCAUAAAGCAACACAGUGCUGAAAACCAGAUACGUCAAUCUAAUUCAUUUCUAUGUAGCUUCAAAUCUCCAAAUGCUGAAAAGAACAUUUUGUGUACGAAAUGACUGUAUGGGCAUGGCUUCGCUGUGACUUCCUAUUGUGCUGAGGUACUGGUAAUGGAAACUUUUACUACAUUGCAUUCUUCUGAGCAACUUCCCUAGCUGUGGUUUUCUGCUAUUCCCCUGAUAAAAGCACCAAAGUGGUGAGAGUUUAGCAAAUAUGUAAAGCUCUCACAUGAAUUUGACACAAGAGUUCUCAAAAGCAAAACUGUAUAAAACUGGAGACACCCACACUAGGUCAUUUCUCAUCUGUUGGCACAGCAGGUGUUACUCUGAUGUUUAAUUUCAAUGUCUCCUUCAAUUUAGUUCUGAAGAGCUUUGACGGAUUUAAAGAGCACAAUGGGAAAUACUGUGAGAACGCCGAAAACCUCUGAAGAAACAAAUGUGCAGAGCCAAACGGGUCAGGAGAGUGAUUUCCUUGCUGUCCUCUAUGACUAUCCCUCAGCAGAUAUAAGCCAACCUAUAUUUCAUGUAGGGGAAAAACUACGUGUGCUAUCAGAUGAAGGAGGCUGGUGGAGAGUCCAUUCCCUGACAACAGGUCGAGAAAACUAUAUUCCAGGAAAAUAUGUAGCAAAGGUUUACCACGGCUGGUUGUUUGAAGGGCUGGGAAGAGAAAAGGCAGAGGAACUUUUACAGCUACCCAACACCAAGGUUGGCUCCUUCAUGAUCAGAGAGAGCGAAACUAGGAAAGGGUUAUAUUCCUUGUCGGUGCGACACAGGCAAGUGAAACAUUACAGAAUCUUCCGCCUUCCCAAUAAUUGGUAUUACAUCUCUCCACGGCAAACCUUUCAGUGCCUUGAAGACCUUGUGAAUCACUACUCAGAAGUUGCUGAUGGUCUCUGCUGUGUCCUUACAACACCUUGUCUUACUCAGAGCACUAACAACAACACCGUCAUGAAUCAAACUCCUCCUGUGAUGAUGCGGAAUAAAAACUUCAACUGGAGAAGCAUUCACAGGUUGGAGGUAACUGAAGAUGCUGAAAGUGCCCUGGCAGCAAUGGAUGAUUCUUGCCUCAGCUAUGGCCUGAGGGAAAGUAUUGCUUCCUACCUCUCCUUAACAGGGGAUGACAACACUUCUUUUGCAAGUGCCAGAAAGAAGAAAGCUCAAUCUCUCAUAUACACAGGGACCAAACAUAAGAGUACCCUUCACUUGCCACCUACAUAUUAUGAAGACUAAAUGUAUAACAACUGGGGAAAAAGAAAAACAACUGAGGGGCUGGAAGAGAAACCCAGAGCAUCCUGUGGUCCUUCAACAGCUGAGAGACACAAGCACGUCGGCUGGUGAUCAAACACUGACAAUGCUUCCACAUUUCAUCUUCUGAAUGUUAACCAAAGACCUUCUUAUAGGUGCUAUCUCAGCCAUGGCAUAUGCUGGGAACAUCCCCAGCACAUCUGAAAUCAGAACCUGUUCACAAGCAGGAGAAACUGAGACAGACUCUAAGGCAAGAGCCAAGUGAGACAGAUGACUCUUCAGCAAGGGUGAUGCUCACCAAUGUACAAAGGUGAUUGCAAAGGGCAGGACUGACUACAGCCCAAGAAAUUAAAUUAAGUCUUACUCUGCUAUUCUCCAUGAGGCUGAAAACCAUCUUUACAGAACCUAAGUACACUGAGAAAAUAAGCCUUUUUCUUCUCCACAUAUGAUCAUUCAUUGUCAUUGACAGUGGGUCAGAAAGUUGUCAAUAACUCCAAGAAAGUAUCUAACAACUGGCAUUCAAGAAACACCUGAUUAUAUUGACUCCAUACUUCUGUCACUUCUACCUUUUAGGGGAAAAAAUAAAAUAAUUAACUUUCUAAGUGGCAUUUAAUUAAACUGCUGGUACUGGCCUAGAUUGUCACAAAAAGGUCACAAAAUAAGAGCAGGCUUAACUCACUGAGAAAAGCAAAGACAGGCCUGCAAAGGUGUGACCUUUUCUGAGUAGAGGACCAGAUUUUAACCUCAUCUCCUGAAAGCACCCCCAUAUUUAUGUAUAAUAUUUAUAUUAACAGAAGCUUUUUAAAAAUAAUUAAACUAAGAGAGCAAAUCAGUAACAGUGGAUAUUAAAGAGUUUUCUGAGUUUCUUGUCUGAAGAGAGUUAUGUUACAUGCUUCAUUAUCAAAUUGCUUCAAGAAUUGUAACUGGGUUACCUCAAAUUUCACAAAUUAGCAUUUUUUCCCUAUAUAUGUACUCUUUGCUAAGUUAUAAAGGAGUGAAUAGCAUGGUCCUUUGAACCUGACUUGUUAUUUCUUUCUAAAUCAAAUAGUUACUCACAUCUGGGGGUGUAAAAUGCUCCAAUCUAUGUUCUCAGGCUGAAAUAUUUUCAAUCUAAUAAUCUGUUGUACUUUUUUGCACAGAUAUGAGUAACAAAGGUUUGGAGAGAUAAGGAAUUGGUUUUACAUGUAUAUAUGUAUAUGUAUUUUCUCUGUAAACACCUCUUAGCACAAAUCUAUGUGCUCUUUAGAUCUUGUAACAGAUCAUUUGCAGUAGCAAGAGAUGUUCAGAGAUCAAAAUAAUUCACAACCCAUUUAAACAUAUUUGAGAACUUAAAGGAUGAAUGUAAUUUGGAUGGUAAACAUUGAACACCACAAAGCAAAAUGAACUCAGGAGCUCUAGGUAUUUGUAUAAUCUCAUUACUGUUACUGAUCAUUAAUAAUAUGUUAUGAUGACUGCAUUUUAUCCAGUGAAAUGUAUGUGGGGAGCAUUACAGCUUUCUAAGUCAUGACUUGUAUUUAUUCAUUAAAACAUCAUCCACUA
Molecule: messenger RNA, 4404 nt
Organism: Columba livia (rock pigeon)
Lineage: Eukaryota; Metazoa; Chordata; Aves; Columbiformes; Columbidae
Gene: SLA
Product: Src like adaptor
Exons: 7
Coding region: 2014-2850 (278 amino acids)
Biological process (GO): regulation of MAPK cascade; signal transduction
Cellular component (GO): cytoplasm; COP9 signalosome; nucleoplasm
Molecular function (GO): epidermal growth factor receptor binding; phosphotyrosine residue binding
Source: RefSeq, a predicted model, not a curated record